Messenger RNA from Raphanus sativus (radish), 1277 nucleotides. Its product is annotated as putative high mobility group B protein 11. Gene Ontology annotation, molecular function: DNA binding. Bases 92 to 1060 code for a protein of 322 amino acids. Lineage: Eukaryota; Viridiplantae; Streptophyta; Magnoliopsida; Brassicales; Brassicaceae. The transcript is spliced from 5 exons. The record is from RefSeq and is a predicted model, not a curated record.
AAAUUAAACCCCAAACAUGCAAGUUUAUAUAUUUGUAUGAGAAAACAAUAAAAAAAAAAAUCUUUUCAACCUUCUUGUCACCAAAAACAACAUGUCGACCGAUGAGACUUUAACUGAUUCCCAACUUCAACUGGUUCCCGUUUAUGGCUCUUCUUUAGAAAACAUGAGCGACGGCGAAUCCUUUCGUACGGCUUUGUACAUUGAUCUUGUCGAAUACCCUGAUAUUUUCUGGGACAUACUCCCUGAUUUUCUCAAAAAAAUUGGCAAAACUCUGAAGUUUCCUACUGUGUGCGGAGAGAGUCUGGAUCUGCAUCAGCUUUUCGUGGAGGUCACUAAAAGAGGUGGUCUUCAAAUGGUGAUCAUGAAUCGUAAGGCCAAAGAGGUGAUUAGCACAUUUAACUUGAAGAAACCAUUGACCAACGCAGCAUAUGUUGUAAAGAGGCAUUAUCUGAGGAUGCUCUUUGAAUUCGAACAUGUGUAUUUCUUCGACCAACCACUUUCUUCAUUCUGGGAGAGAGAAGAUGUGAAGCGCCUUGUCGAGAACGGUGUACAGGACAAAGGUAAUCAACUUUCAGGCAUACAACUUGGCUCCAGGAUUGAAGGGAUGAUCGAUGGGAAGUUUGAAACGGGCUAUCUUGUGACCAUGAAGAUGGGAUCACAGGAGCUCACAGGAGUGCUUUACCACUCUGCUCCUCCCGAAACUCCUCGAAGACGCAAGAAGAAAGCAAAACUGUCUCAUGUGAAUUCUUUGCUCCCUAAGGUCAACAUAAGCGGUUAUAACUUCUUCUUCGCUGAGGAGUACAAGAGGCUUAAGGCUGCGUACGCUGGGCAGGAACGUUCCCUCGUCAAGGAGAUCGCGAAUAAGUGGAGGAACCUCUCUCCAUCUGAUAGAGAGGUUUAUCAAGAAAAAGGGGCUAAAGAUAAAGAGAGAUACAAGACACAGAUGGCUGCGUACUUAUCCUUCCUUGAUAUUGGUGCGGCGGGAAGUGUUGUUGCGACUGAUGAUGCUGUGGCUGAGGCUCAAGCUCAAGCUGAGGAUGAGGCCGAGGAGGGUCUCUAGUCUGUCUUAUCUGCUUUAUUUUUCAGCAUUUUAUAAUUUAAUAAUAAGUUGUAGAGUUGGCCAUAGGUUUACAUGCGUGUAAUCUUUGCCAACUUUUACAUGGGUUGUUGUCUUUCUUUGUUCUUGUUUUUCUCUGUUUUGCAACUUUUGUGUCUGUCUCUCUGUUUUUAUGUUUCCAUUUGACAACUUUUAAUUAAAUCAUAAGUUAUUUUACUUU